Vitrella brassicaformis is the source of this 600-nucleotide messenger RNA. Lineage: Eukaryota; Vitrellaceae. The record is from the annotation of a GenBank genome assembly.
AUGGAAUACCCAUGUAUGCAUGAAGUCACACACACACACACACACACCAGUCCAACACACACAACAUAUAUGACACGCGUUUGGCUGCUCUGCGUGACGGGUGGGUUGAGGGGUAGGGAAGUCAUCUGUCGAUUCAUUUAUUGCUAUGCGUACGUGUAUACUUCUUAGGAAGCGACUUCUUGAGAUGGUGGCGUCACGAGAAUAAAGGCCGCCGCACUGGUGGCCGCCCUAUCGUCGACGUCAACGGCUUCAAAGUCAAACGCAAGAAGUGAGACGUAAGCUGAUUCUCUCACUGGUAUGCACGGAGAGCACGACUCGAUAGAGACACGUAUACAUGCAUCCUCGUGCUUUUCUUGUCAGGCGAGACGAUCCGGGGUUGAUUACCUUCCCGGACUACCCGCAUUUGCGCGGCAACGCCCGUGUGGACUUGGCUACGUUCACGCGCGAUGGGAACCAACAUGGAACACUAUCAAAUCCAUUCGAGCGGUCAUCCCUUCACAGCUUCGCCUGCAAGCACGUGAGGAUGCUGUUCAUCAUGUAAGGCAGUCAACUCUUCGACUCGUAUGUGUUUUCCAGAACUCGCUGCUCUUCAAGCCAUGA